AUGACCCUGGAGGUCAGAUUGUUGCAACUGGUCAAUGAUGAUCAGUUGUGUUACGUCAUCGGAUCAGAAACACAGACAACCGCCUUGCGAAUAAGUAUCCUGGACGCUGUCUGUUUACUUCAAACUGCACUCAAUUCGUCCGAGGAAGUAGAUAAUCGUUUGGUUCAAUUGCAGUUUUCACUCCAGUCUCCCGUCGCUUUACUGAUCUCGGCCGCUUUGGUGGAUGAGGAAAGUUCCGGCUCUGAGGCGUUAUUCGAACCCGGGUUACGUCUAUGGCGUAGCAUGGUGACUGGUCCGCAAGCCACAUGGUGUCCCGCAGUUGCAAGCAUUUUCCCCCUCCUGGUGGGUGCUCAAGAAAAGAGUCAACCAGUGGGUGAUGCUAGGUCCCUGGAUUCCACUCGAGAACCGUUAAUAAAUCGGUUGGAUUCGGCUGAACAAGCAGAGUUGUUUUUCAGUAUCGCUGAACGAUAUCUAAAUUUGGUCAAUCGAACCGACUCCGAUACCAAAUGGAGUUUCCUCUCGCGAUGGACCGAACCAUUCUGGACUCCGGUACUGGAAGCGGCUAUUCCAAAAACGCGUUCCGGGUCCGGGGCAGAUCAGGUCGGUUUGGGAUAUCUGUAUUCAAAUGCCGCCUCAUUGAGUGGUGAUGAUGACUCACAACAAGACUCGGAAUCUCAGUGCCGGUGA
Molecule: messenger RNA, 687 nt
Organism: Echinostoma caproni
Lineage: Eukaryota; Metazoa; Platyhelminthes; Trematoda; Plagiorchiida; Echinostomatidae
Source: the annotation of a GenBank genome assembly